AUCUGCUUCGACUCUCCAUGCUUCGUGGAUCAUUUACAGGGCUGUAACCAAUCCUGCUCUUUCAUUGUUCUGAAAUUCAAAUCGAUCAUCAUGGCUCUUCGUCCUAGACUACGUUUGUUCUCCAUCCUACGACCUGCUGGAGUACAGCCUGUCCGCCGCCUAGCUACAGAGUCGCGGUUAACUUCGGACCAUGUCCGUAUCGUCGAAGUAGGACCUCGAGACGGAUUGCAAAAUGAGAAGAAGUCGAUACCGUUGAAGACGAAGUUGGAGCUCAUUGACAGGCUUGCAAAUACUGGCGUGACUACUAUCGAGGCUGGUUCAUUCGUCUCUCCGAAAUGGGUACCACAGAUGGAAAGUACUGCCGACAUCUUUGAGCGUCUUCUCCAGUCGCCACCGCAAUCGAAUCAUGCCAUUGCAUACAACUACCUAGUUCCUAAUAUCAAGGGAAUGGAGAACCUUGUCAAAGUUAUGGGCGAUGUAGGUAUUUCAACCGAGACUUUAGGGUCACCUUCGAAACCAGCCACGAUAACGGAGAUCUCUGUCUUUACGGCGGCAACCGAAUCUUUCACUAAAGCAAAUACCAACUGCACCAUUGGGGAGUCGUUGGAGCGAAUAAAGCCCAUCGUGGAGCUGGCAAAGACAAAAAAUAUCAGGGUUCGAGGCUAUGUAUCUGUCGCAUUAGGUUGUCCUUAUGAAGGCCCGGAUGUCUCACCGUCCAAGGUCGCAGAGAUCACCGCUUCUCUCCUCGAAAUGGGCGCUGAUGAGGUUUCCGUUGCCGAUACAACAGGCAUGGGAACCGCUCCCAGCACUCUGAAGCUGCUUCAGACUCUUCGAGCAGCGGGGAUUGCUAGUACUGACAUUGCACUGCACUUCCAUGAUACAUAUGGCCAAGCACUGGUCAAUACCAUUGUGGGUCUGGAGCAUGGCAUAAGGAUUUUUGAUAGCAGUGUGGGUGGUCUUGGAGGUUGCCCUUACUCCAAGGGUGCAACAGGGAAUGUCUCGACGGAGGAUCUUGUUCACACCCUUCACAGUGUGGGGAUGCAUACUGGUGUCAACCUGGAAGAGAUGUCGAAGAUUGGGUCUUGGAUUAGUGGUGAGCUGGGCCGCGUCAAUCAAAGCCGGGCUGGAAAAGCCACCCUUGCAAGACUCCAAGGGUAGGGCAGUGAGCUUCCCUUUCACGUAGUCGCAAAUCUUCCCUGAUCAACCAGGGUACAAGGCUGUGCUUGUGGACUUUCUUGAUGUUGAUCUUAUUGUUCAUACUGCAUGCUGCACCUUUCUAUCCUCUACUCUUCUGUGAAAAGCAACCAGGAUUUAUGAAUAAUAUCAUUUGCAUAUAAACUGGAGUUAGACUUCCCACAAAACGUGUAGCCCGACAUCCUUAUGUAUCCAAAGUAUGAUAUGAACAUGUGCGCAGCCAAUAUGGAAAUCUUCCCGGACCAUUUCAGGAAUUUCAACGAAACCUGAACCUAGAUAAUAACUAACGCCAAACUCUGCCAACAUAUCAUCUUCAUAAUGAGUAUACUCAAUACACGAUCUUCUUUAAAAAUCCGUAACCCGCCCCCCAUAGCUCCAAUCCCCCUCCGCACCCCAGCGUAAAGGCUCAUUCUUCGGACCCCCAAUCUCCCCAGUCUUCGGGUUCUUCUCCCCUUCGAAUUCCGGCUUCAACCCAGGAUUGAAAUCACGAUGCAGUCCCUCACUUUUGUUUCCGGACGCCUGGACCUGUGCAUCUCCCUCCGAAUUCGGGGACUGGUUGACCUUGGGAGUGCUGAAAGCGCCCGUAGAUUCCCGUUGGAGUUUUUCGAAGAUUUCCUGUUCUUCUUUUGGGAGUCUGAAGGGAGCGGGAGAGUUUGCAAAGGGUAUUGAGGCUUUUUUAUUAUCAUAUUUGUCGUCUGCUGCUCUGCGGCUGGUGGUUGAGAGCGCUCGGAAGGGAUGGAUGAUGAGGAAUCGGGAUGUGGUGGAUGGAGUGGAAAGAAGUGUUCGGCGAUAUGCUAGGAAGGACGCCAUCUUGAAGUCUCGGCUUUUCUUUCCCUCUCUUGGGAUUGUUUUUGGGUCUGUAGGUAGCAAAGGGAAUGUCAAUAGUCGCGGAAUGAUG
This is a messenger RNA of Monascus purpureus, 2092 nucleotides long. The record is from the annotation of a GenBank genome assembly. Lineage: Eukaryota; Fungi; Ascomycota; Eurotiomycetes; Eurotiales; Aspergillaceae.